GCGCGGCGUAGGGGGGUGGCUCUCGCGAGAGCGCGCGGCGGCGGCGGGAGGCGGAAGCGGGGCCCGGUCGGUGCGGCGCGGCGCCGCCGAGGAUGCUGCGGCUGCGCUGCAAGGCCCGGAGCGGCACCCACCCGCUGGGCGGCUUCACGGCGCACUCCCGCCUCCGCGACAUGCAGGCCGCCCUGGCCGCCCUCACCGGCGUGCCCGCCGCCGCCCAGCGCCUCCUCCUCGGCUUCCCGCCGCGCAGCCUCGACCUCAGCGACGGCGAGCGGCGCCUCGGCGACCUGGGCAUCCACUCGGGCGACACCCUCAUCGUGGAAGAGGAUACCUCCAAACCCAAGACCGACUCACCCGUGUUCGCGAAGAGAACCAUGUCCAGCUCGGCGAGGGAAGCGGUGCCCGUGCUUGCGAGGCGGGUCGUGCCCGCGGAUAACUCCUGUCUCUUCACCAGCGUCUACUACGUGGUGGAGGGAGGCGUUUAUGAUCCGGGUUGCGCUCCAGAGAUGCGCAGCCUUAUAGCCCAGAUUGUAGCAAGCGAUCCCGAGUCCUACUGUGAGGCAGUGCUAGGAAAGACCAACAAAGAGUAUUGUGAAUGGAUCAGAAGAGAAGAAACUUGGGGAGGAGCCAUUGAAGUAUCCAUUUUAUCCAAAUUUUAUCAGUGUGAAAUCUGUGUGGUGGACACACAGACGGUCAGAAUCGACCGUUUUGGGGAAGACGCUGGUUACACUAAGCGGGUCCUUUUGAUUUACGAUGGGAUUCAUUAUGAUCCACUUGAGCGUAAAAUCCCCGACUCGGACAUUCCUCCCCAGACCAUUUUCUCUACAACGGAUGAUAUUGUUCUUGCACAAGCAUUGGAGCUAGCAGACGAAGCCAGACGGAAGAGGCAGUUUACCGACGUGAAUCGCUUUACACUGAGGUGCAUGGUGUGCCAGAAGGGACUAACCGGACAAGUGGAAGCCAGAGAACAUGCCAAGGAGACUGGACACACCAACUUCGGAGAAGUGUGACACCUACAUGAGGAUGGUUACAUCUACUACCUCACUGGUCCAGAAUAAAAUUCUGGAUUUUCGCAUAAGCUGUAUGUAAUCAUAAAAUUCCGUUCACAAAGCUUGAAAAGCAUAUUAACUUAAUGAUGGCCAAGACACGCGGGUUUGUUAUGGUUAGUGUGCGGGUUUACAGAUAUGUAUGCGGUAGUGACUUUUCUAGCUGAUUUGAAAUAGGCCUCUUCUCACAUGCUGGUUUAUAGUAAUUUGGCAGGUGGUAUACACUGGCAGCUAAAGCCUGACUUCUGAGUUAAUCUCUGUGUACGUGAUCUGAGUGGACAUACAAACAGGCUUGUUCAACACUAAAGUAAAAUCUAGCCUCUAAAUGACUGAAUUAGUCUCUCAGUAUUAUAUUUUCAGGGCAGUUAAACUGGUCUAAAGGCUUGGGAAACAUACAUAUCAGCAUUACUUAUACUAAGAAUUGGACUCUGCACAUACAAGCAGUUGUUACAAGGCAGACUGCUCACUUGGUGCACAGUUUUUAAAGUAAAGAGUACAUCCAAAGCUGCCCUAUACUGUGUUACCAUCAAAAGUAGAAUGUAUUGUUUGUGUGAAGUCAUGGCUUUAGAGAAAAAACUGGCCUCUAAGCUUUAAGAUAGCCUUUUUAAAAUUAAUGAGUAGAUCGUUAAGUAAUGAAUAAACCUAUUAAUGCUCCAUAGGUAGUUUUUAGUUGCUUGAAAAAUAACUAUCAACCCCUUGGUGUUUACACUGCAUCAAAAUGUAGGCAUGUUUCUUGAAAUACUUGGAUUCUUGUUCCUAGUAUUAUUAUCUCAGAUUCUGGCAAGAGGGAAUAUGGUAAUUAGGAAAAUAAUUUGCAUCUGUUCAACACAUUUAAAUAGACUUUACUUGGGUAUAGCUGAUCUCAUGGCCACAGUGUUAAUAAGCUGUACCAGAUUCCAAAUACUGUAAAUUAGCACUUUAAGGUAUAGUUCUCAUUCUUUACAGGUAAGAAGUUUUGUCCUUUUUAGAAGGGUGGAGUGCUCUGCCAAAAGGGAGGCUUGAAGUUUCCUAGCCUGCAUUCUGCCUUAAUGAGUUUGAUUUGUCACCCAUGACUCUUAAGUAGCAAGACUUUAAUUCUGAUAAUGAAGGGAGCAGUUUAAUUUCAUAAUAAAUUAAGCUAGGUAAACUGCCCUGCUUUUCAUAUUACUCAGAAUCAGGGAUGUUGAAAUUGGUUUAACAAAUCUUACCUCACAGUAGGGAUGUGAGGCUGAGUAAGUGCAUGGAGAUCUUUUAAAAGGUGCUGUAGAGGUGCAUAUUGCUGAGUGGGAUUUUCUUUUUCUUUGCAAUGCCUGCAACACAUACUUGCAUUAAUGGAUUUUAAAAUAUUCUUAACCUGCUCUUCUGUUACCGAGUUACCUUCUUUGCACUUUUACAAAUGGGGAGCAAGAAUGUGCAUCCUCAAACAAAAAUAAGCCCACUUUCUAAAUGGAAUCUGAGAUUUAGUUUUAAAGGCCUCUGUUUAUUAAGGCAGGUAUCUAAACUCCUGGUAUAGCAAAAGCUUCCUUUCUAUAAAGGAGAUUUCACUGAAGUUCUCAGUUAACUCCCAGGUGGACCUUGAAAUACUGAGGGAGUAUUAUUGAAUUUGGAAUGUAGUUACAUGUAAGUGCUUUGCUAAAUUGAGGCAUGAAUAAUUAAGUACAAAGAGUAGAAUCACCAAAAGCAGUACAGACCCAGAUUCUUUUUAAUUCAGUAUUAAAGUAAAUAUUAGCAUUGUUGGAAGUUUCAUAUAGAAAGCCACUUAGCUUCCAGUGUUGAACCUCACUUUGCUUUUAGCCUAUCAUUAGAAUAAAUUAUUAAAAACAACCCUUGAGAAGCUGAUGCUUAUAGUUUAAGGAAAUACCUGACAUUUCAAAGGAACUUGAAGAUUACUCUGUUCUAACUACUUGAGAUGAAAUACUGUCUAGGAAUGAGACCAAGAGACUAUCAAUCCUAAAUUGUAUUCUCAGCUUUCGCACUGAAUAGGUGAGAUGUCUUGGACAAGGAGCUACUCCUCACCAUUUACCAUCUAUAAAAUGGACAUAGUAUCUACCUCAGAGAUGUGUACAAGGUGACUGUCUUUGGGUGUCCUUGAAAGACAAGUGCUGUAGAAGUGAAAGAUAUGUAUUUAUUGUCUGCCAUGUUUGUAAAUGUAUUGACUUUUGGGAGCAACUCUUACAGUUUCUGUUGUCUGGCCUCAAUUUGUCAAAAGACUUGACAAACUUCUUCACAGGCUUGCUGAGUUAAGUUUUUAGCUUUGUAUCCUGAGUGGAUUUUUAAAAGUGUGUAAAAAUGUUUUUAUUUCUCAGUUGCAGUAUUUUUGAAGUUACCUUUAUUUAAUCCAAAUUAUUUAGCUUUGCUAUAUCACAUUUGCAUAGCCAUUCCACUAAAAGUUUCCCUCAAAUUGAACUGAUACAUGUCAACAUCACUGCCUGGAUGUUUAGUUGCAUAAAAUAAAAUCUGUUCUGUUAAAAAAUAGAAACUGAACUGCUGUAAUUCAUCUUUGUAAGAGUUCAUAAUGUUGGUCUGACAAAGUCUUUCAAAGAAUAAGUAACCUGUGGUAUUGAUGAGUUGAAAAACAUUAUGCAGUUCUCCUAAGCUCUCCCAAGCAGAAAAUGUCUACAUUAUUUAAAAUGUAAGCUAUGGAAUACAUUCAAAGUACAAUUUCCUUUAAGUGUUGUAAGUGUUAGGGUUUUUUCUAAUAUCCAUUACCAGCAUUCACCUGCCCUUAUGCUACAGUUAUGGAACUACCACAAAAAUGGCAUCCUGAUGUUAGUAGGAUGAAUUUCUGAAUAUCACUAAUUACUUGCACUGAAUGUUAUUAAUUGUACAGGAAGAUGUUAGCUACAGAUAUUUUAGAAUGGAUCUACUGUGGGACUUAGGCUCAAGUGCUGGCAGGGAGUAGUGUCACCUGUCCAUACCAAUCCAAAAAGCCUGCAAGAUGUAGGCUUAUGUCCUUACCAUAUAGCUUUUCCCCACACAAAUUUAAAGUAAUCACUGGUUUUCCUUGCUGAAUACUUCAGCACAGAGGCCAGUGAUCAAACAGGCCCUGGCAACUGAAGUUUUUAACCUCAUAGGUGGGCCUAUUAGAAGUUGGGUUGUAUUAGUACUGCUUUAGAGGUCUGUUCAGUUCUGGAUCUUUGAUUAAAGAGAAUUUCAGUUUCCUGGUGCCAGUCUGGCUCUUUCACCAGCGCUAAAUUCCUUCUGUAAUUAAAGAAGAGCCUAACAUACUGUAAUCAUGUGGCCUUUCACAAACAUUUUAUAUUAUGUGAAGAGAUACACAUCUCGUGGUUUUAACAGCACUUUAAAAGCUUGUCCAAGUUUACAUGUUUAACAGAAGUUGAGCAAGGACUUUCACUGAUGUAGGUAGAGCGUGUUCCUGUUGCAGUAAAACCAGUGGCUUUAACAAACAGUUUCUAAAAUCUUAGCUACCAGUGUAUUCCAGUGGUGUAACAUUCUGUUGUUAUGUAUCAUCACAGUACACCUGGUUUGGAUGAGUCUUUUUCCUUAAACACAUGCCCCAAGUUGCAGAAGUUGUUGAUGCACCAAUAAACAUGACUGAUGCAUG
This is a messenger RNA of Dromaius novaehollandiae (emu), 4587 nucleotides long. It is a transcript of the gene YOD1, whose product is annotated as YOD1 deubiquitinase. Gene Ontology annotation, cellular component: cytosol; nucleus. Gene Ontology annotation, molecular function: cysteine-type deubiquitinase activity. Gene Ontology annotation, biological process: endoplasmic reticulum unfolded protein response; protein deubiquitination. Bases 93 to 1007 code for a protein of 304 amino acids. Lineage: Eukaryota; Metazoa; Chordata; Aves; Casuariiformes; Dromaiidae. The record is from RefSeq and is a predicted model, not a curated record. The transcript is spliced from 2 exons.